Molecule: messenger RNA, 2611 nt
Organism: Pteropus alecto (black flying fox)
Lineage: Eukaryota; Metazoa; Chordata; Mammalia; Chiroptera; Pteropodidae
Gene: TMEM151A
Product: transmembrane protein 151A
Exons: 3
Coding region: 1-1500 (499 amino acids)
Source: RefSeq, a predicted model, not a curated record
AUGGGACCCCGCGGGGACCCAACCCACCAUCGAGAUUCCUUCUCGUUUUACAGCGGGGGCAACUCAGGCCCCAGAGAGCAAGGACUCGCCCAAGGUCGCAAGCGCGGCGGUGGCGACGGCGGGGAGGUGCCCGCGCUCAUCCCGGACGGCGAGCCGCUGCGAGAGGAGCAGCGGCCCCUGAAACAGUCCCUGGGAAGCUCCCUGUGCCGCGAGUCGCACUGGAAGUGCCUGCUCCUCACGCUGCUCAUCCACGCCUGCGGUGCCGUGGUGGCCUGGUGUCGCCUGGCCACAGUGCCACGGCUGGUUCUGGGGCCCGAGGCAGUCCUGGCCCGUGGAGCUGGGGGCCCGCCGCCCACCUACCCAGCCAGCCCCUGCUCUGAUGGCUACCUGUACAUCCCACUGGCCUUCGUCUCCCUCCUCUACCUCCUCUACCUGGCCGAGUGCUGGCACUGUCACGUGCGGUCAUGCCAGGCGCCGCGCACUGACGCCAACACCGUGCUUGCUCUGAUCCACCGGCUGCAGCAGGCGCCCCCCUGUGUCUGGUGGAAGGCUACCAGCUACCACUAUGUGCGGCGCACCCGCCAGAUCACCCGCUACCGGAACGGCGACGCCUACACCACCACGCAGGUGUACCACGAGAGGGCUGACAGUCGCACGGCCCGGGGCGAGUUUGACUACUCAGCCCACGGCGUCCGCGAUGUCUCCAAGGAGCUCGUGGGCCUGGCCGACCACGCGGCCACGCGGCUGCGCUUCACCAAGUGCUUCAGCUUCGGCAGCGCCGAGGCCGAGGCUUCGUACCUCACCCAGAGGGCCCGCUUCUUCAGCGCCAACGAAGGCCUGGACGACUACCUGGAGGCCCGCGAGGGCAUGCACCUGAAGGACGUGGACUUCCGGGAAUCUCUCAUGGUCUUCGCGGACCCCCGCAGCCCGCCCUGGUAUGCCCGUGCCUGGGUCUUCUGGCUGGUGUCAGCGGCCACGCUGUCCUGGCCGCUGCGCGUGGUGGCGGCCUACGGCACCGCGCACGUGCACUACCAGGUGGAGAAGCUUUUUGGCGCCAGCUCACCCCCACCUGGGGCAGUGCCCAGCGGACCCCCGCUCUCCCGUGUGGCCACGGUGGACUUCACUGAGCUCGAGUGGCACAUCUGCUCCAACCGGCAGCUGGUGCCCAGCUACUCAGAGGCCGUGGUCAUGGGCGCCAGCUCGGGCGCCUACCUCCGCGGCUGCCAGCGCUGCCGCCGCUCGGUCAGCAGCAACUCGCUGCCCCCUGGCCGGCCCAGUGGGCCCCGCCUGCCUUUUAGCCGCAGCCGCCUCUCCCUGGGAGCUGGGGGCCGGGCCACACCGGGGGUCUUCCGCAGCCUGAGUGGGGGGCCACUGGGGCGCCGUGGAGAGGACACGGAGCCCCUGGAAAGCCCGCCAUGCUAUGAAGAUGCCCUUUACUUCCCGGUGCUCAUUGUCCACGGGGACAGCGGCUGCCAGGGGGAUGGGCAGGGUGCACUCUGAGAUCCCCGUGGCCCCCAGAGCGCCCCCCUCCCCACCAUUCCACCAAGGGCUUCGAUGCCUGAGUAGUUGUCCAAAACAGGAGGGAACACAGACCAGCACACAAGGGGAGGGUGUGGGGUGGAGUCCUUAAACAGAUUAAAAUGCAGUGACUCGGGGUCAUUUCGGGAGUGAAUGGACACCACCGAGGUAGAGUCUAUAAACGGUCCCAGCAUGGCUCCCGCCCACCACCACCACGUUCCAUCCCCUGCAAUGGCAGAUGAUCUGGCUUUGGGCCUCUCCGGCUGGGCAGGGGAGGAAGUUCCCAAAACCUGAGUUGGGGCAGGAGUCCUAGGGAGAGCUGUUGCCCGCAGCAAAGGGCCUCCUGUGGGUCUUCCCUGCAUGGCUGAGGCCACAUCGGGAGCCCUCGAGCAACCCAGAAGCACAAAUCGGUGGAUUGGGGCCAUGCCCAGCUUGGCUGGCCUCCACGAAGCUGAAGAGCUGGCUAUGACAGCACCACAGUCUUCGUCCCUCUACCCACUUCCAUUCUGCUCCCCGACAGGUGCCCCCCCUCCGCCCGCCCCCUGGUCUCUCUUUCGGGACCAGUCCCUGAUCAGACCCUGCAGUGUGGCCCCUCUACUGGUUCUUGGAGCACAGCCUUGCCCCGCCCCCGUACCUGUUUCCCUGGCGCACCCUCCCCGCCUCACCCAGCUCCCCCUGUAACCUGGGGCUCCUUCUCAGGGCCCCACCUCAAUCUCACACCCCCUGGUCUCUACUUCUGCCCCCCAAAGUCCACGUUCGCCUCUGUCAGCCACGCACACACCCUCUGGGCUUUAUCUUCAUCGCUUCCCCGGACUUCUCUGCUCUUUGCCUUCCUGGUGAUCCGCGGGGCCCAGGGCCACAGGGCAUCCGAGGGGCCUCAGCCUGACACAGCCUUUUGGACGAUGCCCUCGCUCUGCCAUGGAGACCCCUGCUUCCCCAAUCAGUAGGGCCUGGCUCAGGGGACACCAUCCCUCCCCCAGGGAGGAGAGAGUAGUCCCUUCCCUUCCAACUGGGGCUUCCACCCCUCUCAGGGGCUGGUGGGGGAGGGAGGAGGCAGAGAAGAUGCAGAUAAAAUAAAAGGUAUAAAAUGGAA